AAGGUAGGUUUUGGUCGGCCAACAACUCAGUGACUGCGUUUCAUAAUUCUUAAAGGGGCAAUUGGGCAAAUGAGUACGAGAAUUCAAACAGUCUGUGGAGGAGCCAGUGCUGUAGUUACUUUUUAGGCAUUCACUGAACAUACGAACAAUGUCGCGUGUUCUAAUAAUAGGAGCUGGCCUCACUGGCAGUGUGUGUGCUUGUCUGCUUCGGAGAGAACUGCCACAAAAAUGUAAAAUUGUCGUCUGGGAUAAAUCUCGUGGAGCAGGGGGCAGAAUGUCAACGAGCAGAAGCCCCACAGACCCUGCCUGUACAGUGGACCUCGGGGCUCAGUACAUUACAGCCACUCCGUACUAUGCACGGAUACACCAGAGUUUCUAUGAGGAGCUCCAGGCCCAAGGCAUAUUGACACCGUUGGUCACCUCAGUGGAGGGGAUGGCGUCCAAGGAGGAAGGACUGAAAAACUAUGUCACUCCGAAGGGGGUCUCUUCUAUAGUCAAACAUUAUCUUAAAGAAUCAGCAGGAGCAGAGGUGUUCUUCGACCGCCACGUCACACACGUCUACAGGAGAGGUGCGUGCUGGGAAGUGUGUCGUAAAAACGGAGAGCCGGAGCAGUUUGACGCAGUGGUCCUCACCAUGCCCGUCCCACAGAUACUACAGCUGCAAGGGGACGUGGGGUCCUUGAUGGCGGACCCCCAGCGGGAGCAGCUGGAGGCGGUGAGCUACUCCUCGCGCUACGCCCUGGGCCUCUUCUACCCUCCACACACCCAUAUCCCCGCGCCCUGGGCCGCCAAGUACGUCUCCAACAGCCCCUGCAUCCGCUUCAUCGCCGUGGACGACAAGAAGCGCCACACAGAGUCCCCUGACUGCGGGCCGUCGAUGGUGGUCCACACCAGCGUGCCGUUCGGCGUGCAGCACCUGGAGGCGGAGAAGGAGCAGGUGCAGCCCCUCAUCAUGCAGGAGCUCCAGAGGCUGAUGCCCCACCUGCCCCAGCCCGCCAGCAUCAAGUGCCAGAAGUGGAGAUACUCCCAGGUGACGCGAUCGGUGGCAGAUUGCCCAGGGCAGAUGACUCUGUUCUCGCAGCCCCUGCUGGUGUGUGGGGGGGACGGUUUCACACACUCCAACUUCGACGGCUGCGUUGAGUCUGCCCUGAAGGUGUUCGAGGUGCUCAAGUCCUCCCUCUGAGGCCUACCCUGCCCAGCCCAGCACCGCCCCGCCCUGCCUCCUUCCUCCCCCAGUCAUCAGACGGGAGAAGUUCCAGAGAGAAUAGAUCUCUAUCUGCCCUAUUUCAGUUCUCUCUC
Clupea harengus (Atlantic herring) is the source of this 1299-nucleotide messenger RNA. RefSeq names its product renalase, FAD-dependent amine oxidase (gene rnls). Gene Ontology annotation, molecular function: oxidoreductase activity, acting on NAD(P)H. The record is from RefSeq and is a predicted model, not a curated record. Gene Ontology annotation, cellular component: extracellular region. NCBI's taxonomy places the organism in Eukaryota, Metazoa, Chordata, Actinopteri, Clupeiformes, Clupeidae.